Molecule: messenger RNA, 1636 nt
Organism: Syzygium oleosum
Lineage: Eukaryota; Viridiplantae; Streptophyta; Magnoliopsida; Myrtales; Myrtaceae
Exons: 5
Coding region: 222-1469 (415 amino acids)
Source: RefSeq, a predicted model, not a curated record
CCUCAGAAGAAUGAACCUCUCUGUCUUCAUCCCCACCCCACCAACAAAAAAUAAGAACGAAAGAAAAAGAAACGUCUCCUUCUUGACACGCCUCUCACUCGCUUCUGCUUUUCUUAAAGCUACUCUCUCUCUCUCUCUCUCUCGCCCCUAAGUCUCUCAGCCCCGCCAUCUCACUAGCGCUCCGAAGCUCUCUCGCUCGCCUCUUCUUUUGGCGCUUGAACAUGGCCAUGCUCGAUGCUCUGGACGACGGGGAGUUCUGGCUCCCUCCCCAGUUCCUCGCCGACGGCGGCGACCCCUUCGACUUAGUCGCGGCGGCGGUUGCUGCGGCCGCCGCGGCGGAGAAGAAGGGCCUCGGCCCUGGCUCCAACCCUUGCUGCGGUGGGUACUCGGGCCUCAGCUCUCCCGUCGAGUCGGUGUUCGGUUCCACGGAGACCGAGAGCGACGAGGAGGACUUCGUCAUCGCCGACCUCACCCGGAUAAUGGCCGCCUCUGCUCUUGGCGGGGAGGGUCUCAAGAAGCCCACCUUCUCUGAUUUUGCUCGUGCUUACUCCAAGGGACGGUGUCUGUCUGUUUCGCCGCAAUCGACGCUGUGCGGUUGCCGUCAAGCUCGGCCGCCUUUACAGGCCUCGUCUCCUCCGGGCGACUGGGAUCUGCUGCGCGAGGCCGCCGGGGAGGCUGCGAGGAUGAGACUCCACAAGUUGCAGCAGCUUCACGAACUCGAGCGCGGCACAAAUGUCCCGGGUCAUUACUUUUACCCGAGGCAAAUCGCUGCGAGCCCCAUCCCUCCGGCGAAGAACCCUAACUCGAACGUCAAUUUUUACCCACACCAGUCGCUUUCCUACCAGCUGAUGCUGUUCGAUCAGCAGCUGAAACAGCAGCAGCAGCGAGAUUCUGGGGCUUGGGGAUCGCAACCGAAAGCGACGCAACAACAGCAGCGAAUGGUGGUCCAUCAAGUGGCGAGAGACGACGACGCUAUUGUCUUUAACCGGAACGGUGGUGGCCGGACCACCCUGGGCUUGUCCCCGUCUGCAUGGCCUUCGCUCCAGCAGUCGCAGCGUCCGCCACAGCAGCAGAGCGGCCGCCUCCAACACCACCAACUCCAGAACGGCACGGGCAUGCGGACGGUGCUCCUCGGCACUCCUCCGGCCGCCGCAAAGAGGGAGUGCGCCGGCACCGGCGUGUUCUUGCCCCGCAGAGCCGGGUCUCAACCCGAACCCCGCAAGAAGCCCGCUUGUCCGACGGUGUUAGUACCGGCCAAAGUGGUUCAAGCUCUCAACAUGAACCUGAGCUCUCGGCACGCUCACCAAGGGCCUUCGAGCCGUCGUCUCGACGGACGUCUCGCUCCUGAAACUGCAGAUGGUGUCUGGAAGUUCCCGGCGAGCGGGCCCUGCGCUCAGCCGCGGCGGAACCUCCGUGCGCAGCCGGUGAUGGGCCAUGAAGUCCGGCUACCGCAGGAGUGGACGUAUUGAUGCUCUCACGGUGACUUCCAUACUAGGGUUUUUAUUCUGGAGGAGGAAGCUGUUAGUAUUAGGAAGGAAGAUGGAAGGGGAAGACAUAGGGUUCUUUCUAUUUUUAAUAUUUAGAUUAGGACGAAUAAUUGGAUUUUUACCGCAACAGUGCAAAUUGAAGGAAAGAA